UGGCGGUCACCACGCGGGCAGAUUACACAGAUUACAACCGAUUACAUUUGUACUCCUACACCGCUUGACGGUCGUUUCUUUUUCCGGGGAUACCGAGAGCCGCGCGCUCUCUCCCGCCUUAUCCCCACCGUGAGUCGCGCUUGGAGUUACGAGACUGACCGUCAUCUGGUGAACCGUCGUCGUCGCGCGAAGCUCUUGUCUCAUCGUCCGGUGUGAACGUAGAAGAAAUUCCGGAGUCGGCACUGAGAGACAGCCAGAAGUGGACGCAUCAUCUCUCGGACAACGUGCACAAGUGACGGUUCAGAGUAUCAUAUCGAGCGCGUGAAGGAAAUACGGGUUUGACAGCAACGACGACCGUCGCGCGACAGAUAGACUCUAUCUUACCUAAUCGUGUGGGAAUAUGUCUUUUAUCAUCACCGAGAUCUGUCCCUAAUGAUCUCAUUUGUUGACGCACGUAUAUAUAUGAUAUUUGACACUUGUAAUCUAGUGAUGAAGUUAUCGGAGUGCAGCAUUGUAGUAUGUACAUUAUAGCAUGUAUUAUCACAUCAUGAAGAGAUUAAAACGAGAAAACAAAGAAUCGAGGAGAAACUUGUAGGAAACGAGAUUACAAUGAGUAUAAUACGCUAAUACAGUAGCUAGACGUAUAUCAUGGAAGAGCUGUCAAACGUCAGAUCUGAUUGCUUGUUGUUCUUAUUAAACAGAAAUAUUGUCCAUACCAAAUUCUGUAAUCCACGUAUCAAUUUGAGACACAGUUCAAAUGUCCGUGUACAGAUUCGGUAAACAUUAUCCGAGAAGAGACCACAAAGUAUCGUGAAGAGAGAGCGGACAGAUUAGAAAAUCUAAAAAAAUUACUUGACUCGAACGUUCGAUCACAGGAUGCGACAGGUAUAAAAGUCAAGAGGUAGGGAAGAGUUGGAUCAUCAUGUUGAUAUCCUAAAAACACUCAUCUGACUUUAAUGGGGGAAUCCGCUCGUGUCUGCUGGGUCAUUCCGCGGCGAUGCGGCGGAUUCCAAGAAUAACGGAGCACGGGGCUUGCUGAACAGGCGGUAGAGGCUUGGAUGGGUCUCGUAUUAGUGUGUACCGGGAUUCAGGUUCAGAUGAAAAUCGCAAUGUGACUGAUCGUCGCCUCAAAGUGGAUCGUACUGAUCGAUUGUGUUGACCGCAUCGAUCGUUCAUUUAAUAGGCAUCUCCGCGAUAAAUUAAUGCAACAUCAUCAGCUUGUCAAGAUGCAAGACGCUAUUCCUUCAAAGUUCCCGUUAGACGUAACAGUGUAAUGGACGUUGCGAGCGGUUUAACAUGGAACUGAAGCAGCAAUCAAACGUCAUUCUUAUUUGCAUUUUUGGGUGACUGUCAAGUGACUGUAAUAACAUCGCGGAUCUUGGAGAUUUGUAAGAGACGUAUAAGAAGACCCGAUAGAGGAAGGCGCAUUCGGAUCGGGAUGAGUAACGGCGAAGGCGUGGUGACAGGACCGGGUUCCGGCAGCGAUCGCCUGUGCGAGGACGUUGACAUGGCCACACCGACGUCAGCGUCUUCAAACCUGAAGCCGCGAAGCGGCAAGAUCAGCUUCAGCGUCGACUCCCUGCUGAGCGGCACGAAGAAAAGUGCCAUCAGCAUCGGCGGCGGCGGUGGCGGCGGCACCUUCACGACCAGACGAGAUAACGACGAUAGAAUGGACGCCGAGAAAAGUCUCGAUAUAGAGACCAGAUAUCGGGAGCUGUUGAUAGAGCAACAGAGGAUUCAGAGCAGAGAAUUGCUCGCCAGGCUGAGUCCGCACAGACUCGCCAAUUUUGGCAAUCAUCAUCACCAUCACAACCCAAGCAGACUCGAGCAGGAUCACCCGCCCGCAUCUCGGCAGGAGAUGCUCACGGUAAAGGAUUUUUCUAGGACGAGCCACGACAAAUCGUCCUCGCCCAUCAGGAUAGAUCAAGAAAUCCCGAGAGACCGCGACGAUCACCGAUUGACGAGCAACUCGCCGAGCGGUAUCGGCGAAACUAUGCUUCAACGAGAACAGGAACAUAUUCAGGAAGAGGACGAGAGGAUCGACAGGAUCACCAAUCCGAGAUCUGUGUCGCCCGCAAGUAGACGGGAGAUGCUCGACGAUCGCAGCGACUCCGAGGCGAAUCGCUCGUUGGAAGGUGACCGGACGACGGAUCAUCUGGAUCUCGAGGACCACGAGAUCAGGAGCGUCGGCCAGUCCGAGGAUUUAAACGUAAUGGAUUCGGACUGCGAGCUGGAGAGGGAUCUGGACGCCGGCCAGGAGAAGGAGGAGAAGUCCAGCCCGGUAGUGCCUCAACCGAUUCACCCCGGAGUGCAAAGGCCGUCGCAAGGGCCGCCAUAUCUCGCCGGUGCACCCGGCGCUCCCGGCUGGAACCCCGCGGGAUUUCCGCAUUCUCUGGCGGGGUUCGCGUGGCUACCCCCACCCCCGCACCCGCACAAUCCUCACGGGCAUCUUUACACGCCGCACGGCGGACCCACUAGUCCGAACGGAGAUUUAAGAUUACCGGGACCUGGGCCAGGCCCGGUCAGAUGCACUCUCAGAAAACACAAACCGAAUCGAAAACCAAGAACGCCGUUCACGACGCAGCAGCUGUUAUCGCUCGAGAAAAAGUUUCGCGAGAAACAGUACCUGACGAUAGCCGAAAGAGCGGAGUUCUCGUCGUCCCUUCACCUCACGGAAACGCAGGUGAAGAUCUGGUUUCAGAACCGUAGAGCCAAGGCGAAGCGACUGCAGGAGGCGGAAAUAGAGAAGCUAAGACUAUCCGCGAGACCACUUUUGCACCCGAGUUUCGGCUCGGGGCUGAUGUUUUCCGGGGUUGGUCCGCCCGGUACCCCGGGGGUGCCUCCCUUCAUCGCCGCUGCCAUGGCCAGGCACACCCAUGCCGCGGCGGCGGCGGCCAUGUUUAUGGGACCGCCUGGACACCGACCUUAAUAACCAACACGCGUGUGAAUUUCGACAAGUCGUUCUCUGAUAUCGUCUUCGAACGAUCAAUCCGACAAUCUGUUCUUAUGACUAUGAACUCUCGAUGACGCAAGAUGAUCCCCUCCUCCUCCCCCCCGCCCGUGAGUUUGUUUCACAAGAAAACAGAAAGUUCCAAAGAUUACAGAUUUCGUUUAAACCGGAAAUUCGGAGGAAUCGCAACCGAAGGUGAACGUCUUAUCUCUUCAGAGAUUAUACGAGAUAAUCGAAAGUUCGAAGGCUCGAAGAUAAAUAUCGUUCCGGAGACCUGUAAACCUCAUAAAAAAAAAAAAAAAAAAAGAAACAAAUGUUGUAAUUUUCUCUCUGAGCGAUGAAACAAAAUUGUAUUGUCUAUCGGCACCGCCCGGGAAAGGCGCUCCAAGCUUUGAUCUCAAGAGAAAGCACAUGAGUGUACAUAGUGUAAAUAGAUAUGCGUUCGUACGGUAACUGUGGGUGUACGUAUGUAUAUAUACACACGUGUACAGGACGCUUCGAAUCGAAUGCCCUCGAAGAAGAGGAAUUUGCGAAGCAACAGCGAGAGCGCGUUCGAGAGAAAGGUUAGUUUAAAAACAAUUUUGGACCGCGCUGAACGCCUCCAGCAGGGGCAUUCGUUCCCGAGUUUUCGUUUUUAAAUAAAAGGACCGAGAUAAAGAAAGAGCAGCUGCGUGAAUAUAUGUGCGAGGUACGUUUGAACAAUUCCGAGUCUAAGAUCUGUGACAAAAAAAAAAAUCAAAGUUAAAACCGAGUACAGGUAUGAUGAUUUUUUUUUUUUACUAAACAGCUAAUUAUUGUUCUUCUGUUGAGAAAAUUUACAAUUUUUCAUUUUCUUGAUCUUUGAUCUCUCAAACUCGUUACAUUAUUUUCUAUGCACAUAACGAAAACCGGAGAGACAAUGUGCUUGUAAAUCCUUGUAUUAUCAUGUAUCGAUUGCAAAUCGAGAGAGAGAGAGAGAGAGAGAGACGGAAUCGUUCAUCGACAGUAAAAACUAACGUUACGAAUGUGAUGCGAGGUUUCUUAGACGUACCUCCAUGCGCCUUGUAUAAAUGUAAGAUGAUAAUUUAUCCAUGGAAGUAUAUAUUAUAUAAAUAUAUAAUAGCGAAAAAAUAAAAGUGAUUUCAGUAUUUA
Messenger RNA from Pseudomyrmex gracilis, 4081 nucleotides. RefSeq names its product homeobox protein HMX1-like (gene Msx). Gene Ontology annotation, molecular function: RNA polymerase II transcription regulatory region sequence-specific DNA binding; DNA-binding transcription factor activity, RNA polymerase II-specific. Bases 1439 to 2929 code for a protein of 496 amino acids. Gene Ontology annotation, cellular component: nucleus. NCBI's taxonomy places the organism in Eukaryota, Metazoa, Arthropoda, Insecta, Hymenoptera, Formicidae. The record is from RefSeq and is a predicted model, not a curated record. Gene Ontology annotation, biological process: regulation of transcription by RNA polymerase II; embryonic morphogenesis. The transcript has 3 exons.